AUGUAUACCCGUAGGACUGCAGCCGUCGUCGGGGCCCCGGUGAAACGCAAUGACGACGUUGCGACUCGAACUGUCACGGUAUCUAUCGCCUAUAAGCCAACGCUAGCGGCAGGAAAGACGAACUAUAACCUAAUGGGGUGUUAUGGGCAGACUGGCUUAGACGGACAGGGAGUGCACCCUUUCGGAAAGGAAAAAGAUUACGCAUCUCCGGCAUCGAUCGACACGAAAAGGCUUACAGUAGACUCUUGUCUGGCUGGCUGCCAGUCACUGAAACCGCCAACAGGUGGGAAAGAUCACUUUACAUAUGUUGGAUUAAAAAACGGAAGCGAAUGCUACUGUGGUCUUGAAAUCGCGUUGGGUGCUGCGAAGCUCGACACAGAUGAUUGCACCACACCAUGUUCAGGAGACCUGAGGGUGUCUUGCGGGGGAGAGGAUAGUAUCGCGAUUUAUAAUUAUACCCCGGCAUUCCAGAAGAAGCCAGUUAUCUACAACGCCAACGUCUUGCCUCCUUCAACUGAGAGUAAAGAUCAACCGGUCGCGAAUUCGCAAUCUCCUGGGCAGAUAUCCUCCGAUAUUCGUGCAUCAAAUUCCGCAGCUGUUGCCGUUGUUGCUGGCUCGCUAUCUGGAGCCAUUGUUAUUGGCAUCAUUGCCUACUUGUACUAUAGAUCCCACAAGAAGAGGAAUAACGAACAAGACGCGCACGUCGCCUCUAUGCUGUCCAAACACCACGAUAAUACAACAUACCGCAAGCAUCCAUCAGAUAUCCAAGCCACAAACGCAAGUGUUCACGACGAUAUUCGGCUAACGGUGGAAGGCGACCUGGUCCCUACGACACCUGUUCUGGAGAGGGGCUCGAAGAGAGUGAUUCAUGGCUUAUCUGGUAAAGCAAGACAUGUUGAAGACAGAGACAGUCUCUACUCCCACCUCAUGCACGAUGUCCGCGGCCCAGCUCAGGAUAAUUUGCAACAUGCAGUUUCUUCUGAGGGUAGCAGCUCUGCGGUUCAGUGGCGUACGAUGGACAACGGCACAACGCCUGCUAGCCCACGAAUUGCAAGCCCGCCGCCAUCUGCAGGUAUAUUGGGGCUCGGGGAUCGUGCCUGGCAUCGAAGACGGCUAUCGACCCCUUAUGCGCCUCCUCCGAGCGCACCUCUGCCCCCCAACCCGCCGGCCAGGGGUCGAGCGCCGAUGAGACCAGUACGUGCCAGUGUAGCCACAUUUGAAGUUGCUGAGCCAGCGUAUUCGCACUCGACCACGAGUUGCAAUAGUUCGAGCACCGAAAGAGUAAAGCCUGUUGUACCGCUCAAGAUUUGGAGGCCAGGCGUAGAAGGCGGCUUAGUUCUCGAGACAGGAAUCCGUCGCGUGACUGGUGGCAGGAGCCUAACCGAUGACCAGACUCAAGGCCCCAUGGCAGAGAGGCAACCGACGAUCCCGGUUUUGCCCACGUUGGCGAGAGCCGGAACGAUGAACUUUGAUUCGCCUGUGUUGCCUCCACUCGAGCCGGGUGAGCGGUUCAACUUCGAUUCCAGGGCGUGGAAGAGCAGCUCGCCAACUCCUGAAGAAAAGAGCACGCGUGUAGCGCAGGAGACCAAACUCGAGCACAGCACGUCCGGCAGUAAGCCGCAGGUCAACGAUGAUGGAUUCAGCCCGGCGUCAGCCACGUCCAUCGGUACAAGCAUCCUGGACAGCCCAACAAUAAUGGAUUGGGCAGCACGGUGA
Neoarthrinium moseri is the source of this 1716-nucleotide messenger RNA. RefSeq lists its product as uncharacterized. The transcript is spliced from 2 exons. Lineage: Eukaryota; Fungi; Ascomycota; Sordariomycetes; Amphisphaeriales; Apiosporaceae. Gene Ontology annotation, cellular component: plasma membrane. The coding region runs from base 1 to 1716 and encodes 571 amino acids. The record is from RefSeq and is a predicted model, not a curated record.